UGACGGGCGCUGAGGAGCUGCGCGGGCGGGGGGCGCUGCGGCCCGGCCCGGCCCGGCCCGGCGGGGGCGGCGCACGGCCGGGGGCGGUUUUCCCGCCCGCCCGCCGCGGCGGCCGCGGGCUGAGGGCGCGCAGGGCCGGCGGCGAGCCCCGGGCGCUGAGGGCGGGGAGGCGGCCGCUGCCCCCCCCCGCGCUCUCACACACGCACACGCGCACCCGGGAGGCGCUCGGCGGCACCGGCGGAGGGGGAGCCGCCGCUGCCGCCGCCGUCCGCCUCGCCCGCCCGCCCGCCGCCAACACCACCACCACCCCCCCCGCCUCGGGGGCGGCUGCCCCCGGCGGAGCCUCCAUCUGCAGCCCGGCGGCGGGAGCGGGAACAUGGCGGACCUGGAGGCGGUGCUGGCCGAUGUCAGCUACCUGAUGGCGAUGGAGAAGAGCAAGAGCACCCCGGCGGCCAGGGCCAGCAAGAAGAUCACCCUGCCCGAGCCCAGUAUCCGCAGUGUUAUGCAGAAAUACCUUGAGGAGAGGGGUGAAUUAACCUUCGACAAGAUCUUUCAUCAGAAAAUUGGAUUUUUGCUUUUUAAAGACUAUUGCAUGAAUGAGAUUGAUGAAGCCGUCCCUCAACUGAAGUUUUAUGAAGAGAUAAAAGAAUACGAAAAACUGGAUUCUGAGGAUGAGCGUCUAACCAGAAGUCGGCAGAUUUAUGACACGUACAUAAUGAAGGAGCUCCUGUCCUGUUCACAUCCUUUCUCAAAACAAGCUGUAGAUCAUGUACAAACAUAUUUAGCCAAGAAACAAGUGCCCGCCAGCCUUUUUCAGCCAUAUAUAGAAGAAAUUUGUGAUAGUCUCCGAGGAAAAAUAUUUCAAAAAUUUAUGGAAAGUGACAAGUUUACUAGAUUUUGUCAAUGGAAAAACGUAGAACUAAAUAUUCAUCUGACCAUGAAUGACUUUAGUGUACAUAGAAUAAUAGGAAGAGGGGGAUUUGGUGAAGUGUAUGGUUGCAGAAAAGCAGACACUGGAAAAAUGUAUGCAAUGAAAUGUUUAGAUAAGAAGAGAAUCAAGAUGAAGCAAGGAGAAACAUUAGCCUUAAAUGAAAGAAUUAUGCUGUCUCUUGUCAGUACAGGAGACUGUCCGUUCAUAGUGUGUAUGACGUACGCCUUCCACACCCCUGACAAACUCUGUUUCAUUCUGGACCUGAUGAAUGGAGGAGAUUUGCACUACCACCUCUCCCAGCACGGAGUGUUUUCUGAAAAAGAAAUGAGGUUUUAUGCUACUGAAAUCAUCCUGGGUUUAGAACACAUGCACAAUCGCUUUGUGGUGUACAGAGACCUCAAGCCUGCAAAUAUCUUGUUGGAUGAACAUGGGCAUGUGAGGAUAUCAGACCUUGGGCUGGCUUGUGAUUUUUCCAAGAAGAAGCCACAUGCUAGCGUAGGUACCCACGGAUACAUGGCUCCAGAGGUGCUCCAGAAGGGAACAGCGUACGAUAGCAGUGCCGACUGGUUCUCGUUAGGCUGCAUGCUCUUCAAACUUCUGAGAGGUCACAGUCCUUUCAGACAGCACAAAACCAAAGAUAAGCAUGAGAUCGACCGGAUGACGCUCACCGUGAAUGUGGAGCUACCAGAUUCAUUUUCUCCUGAACUGAAGUCCCUUUUGGAAGGGCUCCUGCAACGGGAUGUUAGCAAGAGACUUGGAUGCCAAGGAAGAAGUGCACAAGAAGUAAAAGAACAUCCUUUCUUCAAAGGCAUCGAUUGGCAGCAAGUCUAUUUACAAAAGUAUCCUCCACCAUUGAUUCCUCCCCGGGGAGAAGUAAAUGCAGCAGAUGCUUUUGAUAUUGGGUCAUUUGAUGAAGAGGACACUAAAGGCAUUAAGUUGCUUGAUAGUGACCAGGAAUUAUAUAAGAACUUCCCUCUGGUAAUAUCGGAGCGUUGGCAGCAAGAAGUAGCAGAAACUGUUUAUGAUGCAGUAAAUGCAGACACAGAUAAAAUUGAGGCCAGAAAAAGGGCUAAAAAUAAGCAGCUUGGCCACGAGGAAGAUUACGCGCUUGGGAAGGAUUGCAUUAUGCACGGAUACAUGCUGAAACUGGGGAACCCGUUCUUGACUCAGUGGCAACGUCGUUACUUUUACCUCUUCCCAAACCGACUUGAAUGGCGAGGAGAAGGAGAGUCACGGCAAAACCUACUGACAAUGGAACAAAUAGUAUCUGUUGAAGAAACACAAAUUAAAGAUAAGAAAUGCAUCUUACUGAGAAUUAAAGGAGGAAAACAGUUUGUCCUGCAGUGUGAGAGUGACCCAGAAUUUGUUCAGUGGAAAAAAGAGCUGACAGAAGCUUUUACUGAGGCUCAGAGGUUGCUGCGUCGGGCUCCAAAGUUUCUCAAUAAAUCUCGCUCAACAGUUGUAGAGCUUUCAAAACCACCGCUCAGCCACAGGAAUAGCAAUGGUCUGUAGGAGAAACAGAACAAAGUUCACUUAGGGAAAGCUACUUGGUGAACAUGUUGAGUUUCACAGAAUCCUUAUGAAUUACUUUGUGCAAUCCUGGACGCGGGGUGUGCUUAGCAGAGGAAGAAUUAGAUGUUUACAGCGUGGGAUUUUGUUAGAACUUCUCCGGAGGUUGUGAAGACUGGAACAAUGGCAAGUGAAUUCGUGCUCCUAGCAGCGGUGGAAAUUCCCACCGAGCGCGGAGGCUGCAUAUUGCUGCCGUGCAUGCCCGCACCCUGGCGGUGCCGAAAUCGUGGUCCGUUACUCUAGAACUACUGCUGGAAGGAAGAUACUGUUUUCUCUGCAAUACCCUCGUUCGGUGCGUACCAACCCGGAGACUGAAGUGGUCACUGCUGGCUAGGAUUGCACUUGCGUGUGCGACACCGACCGACCCCUCAGCUGUGGAAGGAGCUGCAGACUUGCCGUGUUGGAUAACCUUUAAUCUGUCGUGUGGCCAUGUUCUUUCCGACCAUUACUGCUGACUUUGUAAUAACCUUUCUCCAUACUGCUGAUGAUCAACAGUGUGACUCUUAUGCACUCAAAGUACUGAAUUCUAACUGUCCUGUGGUUUAAAUGUUAUUGCUACUUCAUGGAAACAUUGAACUCAAAUUAUUCACUUGGUUUGUUGUACUCACUAAUAGUAGCUACCACCCUUUUGCUUCUUCUACGUAUAUGCAGUACUAUAACUGACACAAUAGAGUAAUAAUUGGUGAAGAGGAAUUUAUGGUAGCUUCAUCUAGUGCUCUGUUAUAUAAAUUGACUAUUUUAGCACAGUUUUUAAAGAGCAGAUUCCUUUUGACAAGUUUACAGUGAACAUAAAGACAGUUCUUUUCCAUUUCAGGUCAACUGCACUUUUUAAAAAUUAAAAAGAAAUUAUUCAAAUCCAAUGCAUUCUAGCGCAUGUACUGGGUUAAAAUGUCUGGGUACCUCGGUACGUAUUCUGGAUCACUCUCCAGUUAUGGGACUUGUGGAUCCUUCUCUGUUGUACACAAAACCAUGAAGCGAGUGUGUUCUCAUAGCGUAGAUAUCCCAGACUUUCGCUGUAGCUCAGCUCAGGAGGUUCGUGCACACAUCACGUGGCUCAGCCUGCAACAGGAUUUUUAAUUUUCUUUUCUAGAGAGUUCAAACUGUCCACAUUGAAAACAGCCUGAGAGUACUGAGGACGGAACUGACAAACGAGCUGAUGGAAUGCCAGAUUGAUAUUAAUCCUACAUGAGACAUCAGUCGUGUCGUGUGGAAACUCUAGCUGAAGUAAAGAUACCACCUCGUAACUGUUAGACAGCUUGAAGCGCGUGAAGUCAGCCUUUCCCUGGUUGUUGCGAUGUUUUGUAAGAGAUAGGCCAAGGCUUAAUUCAAGCUUUUUUCUGAUUCAGGAAACACCUUAGAGAACGUUUUCUGACCCCGCUGCGGUGGUACAACUCUCAUAGUCCCUGCGGACGAUGGGAUUGCGUCUGGGUUAACGGGAACAGACAUUGCGCCGCCAGCUUGCUCCGGCCCCCUGCGCGCGCGGUGUGUCCGCUUGUGUUGCUGACAGAUAACCGCAGAGUUCUAGACCCGCGUCCUCGCAGAAAAGUACAAAUUGGCAAAAAUAGAAUUAUUUUGAAAGUACUUGUUUAUCCUGAACACGCUUGUAAUAAAAUUGGAUGUAUUUGCUUCUAGAAGUGGGAGUGGCUUAACUCUGCGUAGCACGUGCUUUCACACGCCUGCGAACUCUGUCUUACCAUCUGGUGCAGCAUAAGAGGACAGACGCAUCUUGGAAGAUUCCCCGUGUGAGUCAGGUGAUGUCUUUUAAUGAUUUCUGCCCCAUUUCUUUUUUCACAUUAUUUUGUAUAAAGAGUACCAACUUGUCUGUCGCUCUUGCUGGUAAGGGAUGUCGAGCAUCUCAGCAUCCGCUGUCAGGAGCAGUGGUGGUACUUACCGAGGUUUGGGAUAGAAAAUGUCUCAUCUUACCGGCGCUGACUGUGCACUGGCUGUCAUUCAGCUUUUCCUACAGUACCAUGCAAUGCUCCUCUUUUUCUUCUUGAUUUGGAAAAACCCCUCAGAUUGUGCUAAAAACCGUUCUUAGUUCUCAUGUAACUUGUUUGUACUUUCUUAGUUCAUUACCAGUUCAUCAUUUUAGUUAUUUUCCACGGUUGCUUUUGAUGCUAAAGCCUCGUUGGCAGAGUUUUGCAGGUCCUGAUGCAGCAUACUGUGGAUUCCGGACGCUGGUGUCUCUGAGGAGGGCAGGGACAGCUCUGUAGUUGAGAAAUUGUGCCUCAAGCCCAUAGAUUUUAUGUGAAACGGAGGCUUUGUAUUGACUUAGGGAAAUACGUGUAUUUUGAAGUGUAACGGAGUUGGGAUGGCCCUAGAACGUGCUCGUUAGCGUGGUCCUUGCUGCCCCGUCCAGGUAGAGAGCAGCUGAGCUGUGCCAUCGCUCAGCACCGCUCGCAGCGUCGGACAGGAGCAGAACAGUAAAAGAUUUGGUUUUCUUUAGUCAGCUGAUUUGUCGGCAAUUUAGAAAAGCUUUCUGUUUGUGACUCGCGUCUGACUGUGCUGUUAGGAGGGACGGAGAGAAUACCGUAGUGAAAAACUCGCGUACACGUGGGGGAAGUUGGGAUCCCGGUCAGAAGCGGGGCUCUGCGUGGAGGGAGAGCUGGAAUUCCACCCUUCGGAGCAAAAUAGUAGUUACUGCUCCGACCUGAUUGUUCCUGGUUUAGGUACCAGAUUCUCUGAAGUUUUUUGUUCCUGGACAAAGAUUCUUGAUGGUUUUAUUUUACACGAGGGUCUUCAGCAGUAGUAGCAAACCUUGCUGAACGCAGAGAACGUGAGGUGUGGCGUUGUCUCUUACGCAUUUUGACCACGUUUGUGGGACUUUUUUUUCUUUUUCUUUUUUUUUUUUUAUGUUCAGGGAAGUAAAGAUAAAUUAGAGCUUUGGGCAUCAACAGAGCUGAGUGAAUGAUUAAGCACAGAUUUUUAAACAAAUUAUCUGAAAGUCCUUUAAAACAAAAUGAGCAGUAUCGAAGAUUUAAGCAUGUAUGGGAAUUGUUUCUUAUAUUUCAAAAUAGAGAAUUCCAUGCCAGAUAGAGCCAUAUUAAGCACUCCCCUGACACAUCCACGUGCCGUCAGUGCUGCAGGGAUUAUUUUCUGAUUAUUCUUUGUCUCUGACGUACAAGGUGACAAAGGCGGUAGGACUAGACCCUGGAAAGGCAGUGCCUGGGGGAGGGGGUUGCAGGAAGCCGGGUGAUUUCUGCAGGAGCAGGGCUCGGGGCUGCAGCGUGACGUUUAGGAGAGCUGCAGCUCUGUCUCUGUGCUUCCCCUUCCCCUUCCCCUCCGCAGUGAGGUAGGGUGGCGGGUUUGAUACGUGGGAGUUACUGUAAAUUAACGUCUCGCUUCAAGAACAGGGAUCCAGCAAGUUCUAGCCAAAAUCAGUCUUUUAUGAGUUGAAAUUGAAGUGCAGGACAAGCAAAGCAGCAGUUAUUCCUGCUGCAAGCAGAGCGUAACUGAGGAACCAUUUGGAGCUGGGCACGAGCUUGGCCGGUGCUGUAAGGUGUCCCCUGGACAGCACGUCAGCUGAGAUGUCCCAUCGUUGCAGGUAUAAAUUGGGCAGUUUUUAUUAUUCAGAGUUUUUUUGGUAACUAUUUUGCAAAUUCAUGAAACCGUUAAAGGAACAUUUCCUUUUUUUUUUUUUAAAUCCUUCAUCUAACUGUAGGCUAUCCGGUUUACUAAGUAUAAAAGCUUCUUCAUGUUAGUUACGUUUGAGCUUUCUGUUUUGUCACCGGUCCAGCAAAGCCUACGGCUGCAGCCUCACGAGUGACUUCUCAAAGCGCUGCUGUGAGACGAGCCCUGCUGGGGUGAAUACGGGAGCUGACCCAACUGGCAUUGACGUUCCUGGUACGUUAUUCCCCGUUAGGCUUCAAAAGCAAAGACUCCGAGCACGCUAAUAGUAGUUGGAUGUGCGGUUUGGAAACCUGUGGGGUAGGGACCGUGCUGUGCGAAGGGGACAGCACACAGCUCCAGGAGAUACGCCUCAGCUUAGUCGCAUCCGGAUUUUCCUUCAUUUCAACAACUCUCCUUUAGAAACGCAGCAGAAGUUUUUUCUUCUCAAAAGGGAAAAAAGGAAAUAGGAUCAUCGGAUUGGGUUUGGUUUUAAUAUAAAUGCGGGUGUUUGCCGUCGGGUGCGCAGAUAAUAGGAACCGUUGUGUAUUUGGUGCUAAACCCAGACCUGUUUAUCCCAGUUGCGAUGCUGUACAGGUGGAUGCUGUUGAUGUCCAGUAGAACUGCUCGGGGUGUUGAUUUUGUGCAGCAACCUUUGUAGGUUUGCGGUCUCCGAUGGCAGUAAAUUGGCUCACGAGAAGUGAAAUACCUGGAGCUCUUCUCUGUGCUGCUCUUUUCCUGGCAGCUGAUCGGUUUUAGGACUAGGUGGUUCUUUAGUAUCACGUACAUAUCUACCUACGGCGGGCGUUCGCAGUCGCACCCGGGUUCCGCUGUUCCCCACGCAGCAGAUGGCAACGACACGGUUACUUUAACUCUGAAAUGCUCACGCUCUAAAUAGAUAUGGAGGAAGGACUAUUUUGAAGUGUACAGUAGAAAGUAAAUAAUUUUAGUUGUGUUGAUUAAUAUAAGGAAUGAGUCAAUUCUACAAAUUAAAGAAAAAAUCUGAAAAGCAUAUUUUGAAAAAGUAUAGUAUUAAUUUUAAUAUUGUAAAAAAAAAAAGGAAAAAUAUCUAAAAUAUACAGAGAACAUAUGUAUGUCCAAAUGUCUGAGGAAUUUCGAGAUAAUCUACUUUUGUUUUCUGUUGGUUUCUAUUCCAUGGUGUACAUAUUGUGUGGAUUGAACAUUGGCUGUUUUAAUACUAUUGUUAAAUUGUAUUUUUAUUUUGUGUUAAACUAAUCAUCACAGACUCAGCUUUAUUUUGUUUAUGUAAAGGUUGCUAUGCUAUGUAGGUAUAAAACCAAGAAUUCUAUUUUAACAAAAAAGCAUUUUAUAUUAUUUAUUAAAUACAUGUUUCUCCAACUUCGGACAUUCCACAGAAUUUCUGCUCCGUAUAUGUAUAGAAACGGCAGUUCCUUUCAAGCAGGAUCAGUCAGCUUUAUUCUGUUUUUCAUAAUAAAGUUGAAAUAGUUCCCGUCCGUCUGUCCAGCUUACCCUUCCGUAGUGACUUCCAGGCACCGUCGGGCCCAUCUCGACGUGCCGUGGCUCGUGAAUGCAGAAACACCUGAAAAACUCUUGGAAACAAACCCCUCGGUUUGAUAUUUCUGAAUUUCCCCUUUAUUCCUCAGCAUUCCAGAGAGCGAGCUUGUACUCACAGGAGUCUGUGCUGGGUUAACGAGAAUUAACAACCUUAAAUUGGGGCAAGGAAUCGGUGCGAUAUUUGGAAAAGCUCAGACGUCAGCUCAGGUAUUUGCAAAGCUCGUUAGUCCCAAGGUUAACGAGCGAGUGGCAGGGAGAGCCCGGCGAGGCUGCGGCUUGCCCGGGUGCGGGGCUGCUCGGAGCCGUGGCGCGGGCUCGGGGCAGGGACGCGCUGGCUGGCGGCCGUGACAGCAGAGCGUUACGCGCUGGCGGUGGCUUCGCUGUUCCAGGGUGGUUACUCGGUCCUUAGGGACAGGCUGGAGCCCGCGGGGACAGGAGCGGUGUCCUGCGGCCAGGGCGGAUGCCCGGCCAUGGCACGGGACUCUGCUUGUUCCCCCGCGCCGCAGCCGAGGAGGGGAGCGGGCACCCCCGGACCCCGGUAGGGACCGUCCCUCCGGGGGCACUGGGAAGGCGAGCCCGCGCGCCCCAGCUGAAACCGCCUCCCGAGCCAGCCCCUCGCCGCGAGUAACCGCGGGCUCGGCCGUGCUGCUGUCCCCCAUGGCACAGGCCCGUGAGCCGGAGAGCCGGCGGGCUCGCUCUGCCUGCCGGGAUGUGCGCUGCGGGUGCUGGGUGCAUCUGUGGGUAACCACACCAGGCACUUCCUUCCCGAGCAAGGUCCAAAAAUAGCACAAAAUUCAUCAGAGAACUCAUUUGCUAAAAGUAAUUCCAGCUGCAGCCAUGGCCUCUGCAGUUUCAGGAAUACUCCGGGUAUUAACACCCACGCUUUUUAGUUUCUGCUGUGGUGGGGCUUGAAGAACGUGCUCUUCGGGGCUUCACCGAACGACAUCUCGAGGGUGAAACGUGGCGUUUGCCAGCCGUGCCGCUGAAGCCGCCUCUUCUUGUUGAGACGCUGCCCGAAGCGGGGAGGAGGCGGCUGCUUUUCCCCGUAGUCGCGCUUGCCUUGGUUUCCAUUUUCCCCUUUUCACGCCUGCCCGAUCGCAUUUUCUUUCUGCGGCUGAGGAGUGAGCUGCAGCGCUGAGCUCUGCCCGAGAGCACCCGGAGGGAGGGAGAAGCCAGCGCCGGGUAUGAACCGCGCCGGUGCCUGUGAGAUCGCGGUUUCUCAGCGUCGCCCGCCAGAAACGUGCCGUGAUUGGGAUAGUGCCGAGCCCGAUGCCGCCAACCUGACGCGUGCCCAAGCGGGGCUUUGUUAGAAAACCUGGGGACGGGCGCAGAAAGCUGGUUGUUCGUCCAGGGUCAGGAUUUACCCGGGUUUGUGUAGCUCGGUGCGUCGCCAGCCUGGCAAAGCAGACGGAGCCGGGCGAGCUACGGCCGUGCCUGGGUGCGGGGCUGCGAAGAGGCUUUCCCGGCUGCAGCGGGCAUCUUUUCCUUAAGGAAAGGGAGAGAUCAUAGAGCAGGUGAGACGGCAAAUAAAAGAGUCUGAAAAACAGAAUAAAGCGAGAGCAUCCUAGGAGAGGUGUUUUUAUGAGCACUGUUUCAGUGACUACAUUCGGUCCUUAAAAAAAAAAAAAAGGAGCAGAAUCACAUGAAUAGCUACUAGUGAUUUAAAGAAAUAUAUUGAAAGAGAACCUGUUUUCAAUGUGUAAUUUAAUGGUAAGAAAAGCCAGUAUCUGUAAAUAACUUUAGAUAUUGUAUCUAUGAGAAUCAUUCUUUGUUUUAUGUACUUGGCUCUUUUCAUAUUUAUUGUGCAGAGGAGGGUGUGCCCCGUGCCGGUGUGUGCUGCUGCACGUUCCAGUAGUACUUCUCACAGAGACUGUCUUCAGAGUUUACAGUCCUCGGCGAUUUGUGACUGAUGUGCCACACUUAGUUAAUUCCGCCGUUAUUUUUUUAAAGGAUUCUUUUGGCACAGCUAAGCUGCUUCUGUGUGUUGGUCAGUACAACUGCUCUCGUACGACGAGAACCCCAAUAAAAACCGUCCUUUGCGUGUG
This is a messenger RNA of Grus americana (Whooping crane), 9687 nucleotides long. It is a transcript of the gene GRK3, whose product is annotated as G protein-coupled receptor kinase 3. The record is from RefSeq and is a predicted model, not a curated record. Lineage: Eukaryota; Metazoa; Chordata; Aves; Gruiformes; Gruidae. Gene Ontology annotation, biological process: G protein-coupled receptor signaling pathway; regulation of signal transduction; protein phosphorylation. Bases 377 to 2443 code for a protein of 688 amino acids. The transcript has 21 exons. Gene Ontology annotation, molecular function: G protein-coupled receptor binding; G protein-coupled receptor kinase activity; ATP binding.